AUGUAUGACCGACAGCCCGAUGGACAAUGUGCUCCUGGUACUGGCUUCUUCCAAGUCUGCGCCAAUGGCUUCCGCGGCUGCUGCAAAUCUGAUGCUUGCACUGGCAACGCUGGUGUUUGCCCCGAUAAGAAGACCAAGCGAUCUGACGACCCUACCGUCUGCCCCCCUGGAGCCGGUUUCUUCCAGUCUUGCUCCAACGGCUUCCGUGGAUGCUGCAAGUCCGACGCCUGCUCCGGCUCAGCCCCCAUCUGCCCCGACACUGUCGCCAAGCGCUCCGAUGACCCCACCGUCUGCCCUCCCGGAACCGGCUUCUUCCAGUCCUGCUCCAACGGCUUCCGCGGCUGCUGCAAGGGCGAUGCCUGCGGUAACACCUGGUGCCCCGACUACAAGACCGGUACCUACGAGCCCGCCCAGACUCUCCAGGUCAAGGCUCGCGCUGACGGUACUUGCCGCCCUGGCACCGGUUUCUUCCAGGUCUGCGCCAAUGGCUUCAAGGGAUGCUGCAAGAAGGACGCUUGCUCUCAGAAGAAGCCUGUCUGCCCCAAGUAA
Molecule: messenger RNA, 549 nt
Organism: Fusarium redolens
Lineage: Eukaryota; Fungi; Ascomycota; Sordariomycetes; Hypocreales; Nectriaceae
Exons: 1
Coding region: 1-549 (182 amino acids)
Source: RefSeq, a predicted model, not a curated record